Zophobas morio is the source of this 1631-nucleotide messenger RNA. RefSeq names its product T-complex protein 11-like protein 2. Bases 144 to 1616 code for a protein of 490 amino acids. Lineage: Eukaryota; Metazoa; Arthropoda; Insecta; Coleoptera; Tenebrionidae. The transcript is spliced from 16 exons. Gene Ontology annotation, biological process: signal transduction. The record is from RefSeq and is a predicted model, not a curated record.
UAUCGAAAUCUUUGCACAUUGUAGCACGAAAUUUAUCAGAACGCUUGAAAAACAGAAACUUUCGCGUCUUUCUUAGGGCAUUCUUUGAAUACCAUAAAAAAUUUAACACUUGGAAGACGCUUGACGAAUUUCGUUUAAAAAAAAUGUUAAAGUUGCAGUAUGAAGAGCUUAAGUCGCUAAAAAGGACUAUAAAUUUAGAUGAAAAGGCCAAUGAAGUGUGGGCUCCUCUUAUCCAACGGCAGCAGGUUCUGAUUCUGAAUACUUUUAAAAAGUUCAAUCAUUCUAAAGAUAACGAAGGAAAUACUUUAAAAAAUCAUUUGUGUGAAGAAUGGACUAACAAAAAUUUGGACAUUAAAUAUACCAACGACUUCUUGGCCCAUGAGCUUAUGCUUGAUCCAAAUUUUAAAUUAGAACUUCCGGAACCGCACGCUUAUGAACCAUACAAGAAGGAGUUUAUAGAGUUUCUUAGCGAUUCUCUAAAAAAGAAGGAUUACUCGUUUGCUCCAGUCUUAAUCCACAAUAUUAUGAAUAGCCUUCUACAUUGUGCGCUAGGAUCGAAAGAGGCCCAAAAUAAGUUAAAAGAUGUUUUGGAUGAUGAUCUCCUACUGCAACAGAUCUCAAGGGGCUCUCUUGAAGUGGGCGCUCUUAUGAAAUUUGUGGUAGACACCAUGGGAUCACUCUGCGCCCCCGAUAGGGACAAGAUGGUGGAGUCGCUGCGUUCUCUCGAUGCGCUGAUCAGUGAACCACUUAUUGCCGGGAUCAUCGAAACUCUGGCACUCAUGAAACUUGACGUGGCCAACUACCAACUGAGGAGCAUUCUACCUUUCUUAAAGGCUCACGGCUACCAAUAUGAGCUCGAAAUGUUUCUAAAAAGGGUGGGGGGUUUCGGCAAUUUGAAUAAAACGGAAAGAUGGCUAACAAGUGCCUUAACGCGAGGCUCGAAAGACUCUUUACAAAAAACUUUUGUCAUGGGGAUUGCCGAUAUUUUGUUCACGGCAGACAAUUGGUCGCUCAACACGUGCCCAGAGAUUCUCAAGUUAGACUACGGGAGGCUGAAAGAGAGCAUCGAGAAGAUUAAAAAUAUUGUAAAGACUGCGUGCACUCUGCUCCAUAUGGAGAUGCAUGCGCGCGCUCUACGAAAUGCUAGUGUCUUAGGUUUCAAGAAAAAGUUAAGCAACGACUUGCUGGUUUUGCUAAGCGGUAUCGAAAAAGAAUUCGACAAAAACAUUAGCGCCUGCGAGCACGCGCUCAAGUUAAUGGCUACCUUCCUUCGAGACUUAGAUCAACCAGAGCUGUUGCACAAAGAUAAAUCCUCCUUAACGAACUUAAUACUCCAAUCAUAUAAUCAAGAAAACGUUCUUAACCGACACGUCAAACGAAAGCUGCGCAGUCUCAUUGAAGAUAUCUUAAGCAGUGUGCUAAAAACUCAAACGGCCUUGAAAGAGUGGACGCUACCGAGAGGGAACGUGGAAUUCUCGGCACUGGAAAACCACCUGAAUGACCUUCUGCUUGAUAUAAAUAGAGUGGUCCUCCACGACUAUAUGGUUUACGGAGACAUAUGCAAACAAAUCAUAGCUUCGAUUCGAACGGAAACACACGAGGCUGAAACGGACUAAAGGAUGCGAAUGACA